AUGAUAAUUUUUGUUGCGGACGAAAUUUGCAGACUUUCCAAAAAAUUUACAAAUUUUAUAGUUGAGGGUGGCCACUUUCUUAAUUUUGAUUUGGCCCGUUUUGACGCCAAUUUCUUCGGGCUCUCAGCCUUGGAAGCAUCUGCAUUAGACCCUCAACAACGCCUCUUGCUAGAAUGUGCUUGGGAAUGUGUAGAACAGGCAGGCUUUAAUUCCCCAAAGGACUUGGAGCAGUGUGGAGUUUUUAUUGGAUUUAUGAGUAAUGAAUACCCAGAUUUGUCUGAACAACAAGGCAACGCGCUUCAAAUAGGCCCAACACUUUCUAUAGACACAGCCUGUUCUAGCUCACUUGUAGCCUUACAAUUGGCAGUAGAAGCAAUUACAACUGGGCGAUGUCCUAGAGCAAUAGUUGGAGGAGUUAAUUUAACCCUCACAGCUAAGGGAUUGGCACAACGUGCAAACGCUGGAAUGUUAUCAGAAGACGGUUGCUGUCGAGUUUUUGGUAUUGAUGCUAAUGGAUAUGGCCGAUCUGAUGGUUGUGUUGUAUUGAUGAUAGAGAGUGCAGUUGAAUGUGGACAUGAUGGCCGUAGCGCAGCCUUAACUGCCCCAAACGGCCUAUCUCAGCAACAAUUACUGGUUAGAUGCCUAGAACAGCUAAAUCCAGAAAAGAAAUGUUCUCUUCGCUGUUGGGAGUGUCAUGGGACUGGAACGGCACUUGGCGAUCCUGUGGAGUUUUUAGCGUUGGCCAAGUCUUUGAAUUCUUGUGGAUUAACUAAAGGGGUCUGGCUUGGGACUGCAAAAGCAAAUAUUGGACAUACCGAGGCUGCUUCUGGUCUUGCUGUGCUACAAUUAAAAAAUGCCGAAAUGCCUCCUUUACCUAAUUUUAAAAGAAUAAAUCCUGAAAUUGUUCGAGGAAUGGAAGCUAAUGGCUGGGGAGAUUAUGAGAAUGAUAAUUGGCCUGUUCGCCUAGCAGUUAAAAAAUCCACUGGAAUAUUGAAGGAAGGAGAAGAUAAAGUAAGGAUUUUGUUUUAGGAGAGAGAGAGACUAUCGUAGAUUUCCUCUGCCCUUUGGAGCUUAUUUGCCUUCGUAGCUAUGUGGACGAGUAGUUGAGAGUCAUUGGGACAUUCGACAAUUGGCAGAGAACAUUCUCCAUCCCAUUGAGAGUUC
Meloidogyne enterolobii is the source of this 1164-nucleotide messenger RNA. The record is from the annotation of a GenBank genome assembly. NCBI's taxonomy places the organism in Eukaryota, Metazoa, Nematoda, Chromadorea, Rhabditida, Meloidogynidae.